UAACUAUCACUAAACACUAAAAUGACAACAGCGGUGCUUGGCGCUGGCAUCAGCGGACUCUCCGCCGCUUACUAUUUGCUGCGUCGCUUUGGCAAGCCGCUGACCAUAUACGAAGCGUCGCCACGCGUGGGCGGCUGGAUACGCACCGAAUGCCACAAGGAUAAGGGAUUUUAUUUCGAGGGCGGCGCGCAUACAAUACGCCCACAAGGCGUGGCAGGCGCGAAUACGUUGGAGUUAGUGGAGCAGCUAAAGCUCGAGGUUAAGCCCAUAGCCAAGACGCAUGUGGCGGCGCGCAAUCGUUUGCUGUACGCCAAGGGCAAGCUGUGCAUGCUGCCCAAUAGUAUUGGUGGCUUGCUGGGCGUAAAGGAGCCAUUUACCCAGCCGCUGUACAAGGCGCUGCUGCAUGAUCUGCGCGCAGCGGUGACCAAAGUUAAAGAUGCAGAUGAAUCGAUUUACAGCUUUGUGGAGCGACGUUUUGGCAAGGAGCUUGCUGACUAUGCUAUAAGUCCAAUGAUAUGCGGCAUAUGCGCUGGAGAUGCGCGUGAGAUUAGCGUAAGAUUCUUAAUGGAGGAGCUGUUCGAAAAGGAGCAAAAAUAUGGCGGCGUGUUGAAGGGCGUGCUCUAUGCGCGUUUUAAGGCUAAGACAGAUGCGCAGCUGGGCAUGGGCAUCUUUGCAGAGCAGCAGCCGCAGCUUUAUGCUAAGGCAUGUGCUGAAAAGUGGGCAAUGUAUGGACUGGAGGGCGGACUGGAGCAGCUGCCACGUGCUUUGCGUUCCUACUUGGCUGAGCAGCGCAUCAAUGUGCAGCUCAGCAGUCGCGCUCAGUCUUUAAGCUUUGAUAGUGCAGGCGCCAACAUAAGCCUGCGCAAUGCGGAGCAACCAGCUGGUCAUGUGAUCAGCUCGCUGCCGGCGCAUCAGCUGGCGCUGCUUGUGCGCGCGCAGCAUCCAUCGCUAGCAGCUCAACUGUUAGCCAUUCCCUAUGUUGACGUCAUCGUUAUCAAUCUGCAAUACAACAGCGACAAGCUGCUGCAGCUUGAUGGCUUUGGUUUGCUUGUGCCGCCCGUGGAGCAGCUGCCCAUACUGGGCAUCAUUUUCGACAGCUGCUGCUUUGACAUGAGCGGCAACACUGUUUUGACUGUUAUGAUGGGUGGUCGCUGGUUUGCCAAUUGGUUUGCCCAUCAGCCCAGUCAGAAGGAGCUGCGCGACAUUGCGCAACGCUAUGUGGCCAAGAUAUUGAACAUCAGCGAGGAGCCCAAGUUCAGUCGCGUGCACACGCUGCAGAAGUGCAUACCACAGUAUACAGUGGGGCACAAGCGACGUGUGGAGAGCAUUAGAAAUUAUAUAGCCAACUAUAAGCUGCCGUUGAGUGUGUGCGGCGCUGCCUUCGAUGGCGUUGGCAUUAAUGAUGUUAUCUUAUCUGCGCGUAGGCAGGUCGAUCUGCUGCCACCUCAAUCUGCUUAAGUGUCAAUAAUUUGCAGCUAUUUCAUUACUUCAAUAUAUAGAACUGAAACAAAGUCUAACUGAUUUCCCAUUGACUUCUUC
Drosophila busckii is the source of this 1539-nucleotide messenger RNA. Its product is annotated as protoporphyrinogen oxidase. Gene Ontology annotation, cellular component: mitochondrial inner membrane. The coding region runs from base 22 to 1458 and encodes 478 amino acids. Gene Ontology annotation, molecular function: protoporphyrinogen oxidase activity, oxygen as acceptor. The transcript has a single exon. Gene Ontology annotation, biological process: heme biosynthetic process. NCBI's taxonomy places the organism in Eukaryota, Metazoa, Arthropoda, Insecta, Diptera, Drosophilidae. The record is from RefSeq and is a predicted model, not a curated record.